UGGUGGUGAAACUAACAGACGGUGAUGGUAACUAUUCAAGUGUAAUUUUAUGAUAUAACACUUAAAUGUAAGCAAAAUGUCAAAUAUCGCAGUUGCAAGAAUUCAAAGAGAAUUUAGAGAGGUCAUCAGAAGUGAAGAGGCACAAAAAAACAACAUCAAACUUGAAUUGGUUGAUGACACAUACACAAAACUGCGUGGAGAAAUUUCUGGCCCUCCAGACACACCUUAUGAAGGAGGAAGAUUUGUAGUUGACAUAGAUAUCCCAGAAACAUAUCCAUUUAAUCCACCAAAAGUAAAGUUUGCAACUCGAAUUUGGCAUCCAAAUGUUAGCUCAGUUACAGGUGCAAUAUGUUUAGACAUUUUGAAAGACCAAUGGGCUGCUGCCAUGACUUUACGGACUGUUCUUAUAUCAAUACAGGCUUUACUAGCAUCACCAGAACCAUCAGAUCCCCAAGAUGAAGUGGUAGCCAGACAAUAUAGAGAAAACAUGCAAGCUUUCACAACUACAGCCAAGCACUGGGCACAGGUUUACGGAGGAGUUCAAAGUAAAGACAUAGUCUGUGAAAAGAAAAUAAAGCAGUUAGUUGAUAUGGGUUUUGACGUGGAGCAAAGUCGAACAGCCCUUUCGAUGCAUUCUUGGAACGUGGAACGAGCAAUCGAGUCUUUAUUUAACCAAUAAGUUUGUAAAAGAAAUGUUUAGAAAAUUGUCUCUGGAGAUGGCUGAUUUGCUAUUCAGUGAAUGGAUAACAAGAGCGUUAUGAGAAGGACUUUCUAAUAAUACUGCGCUAUAGAGACGACGAAAUAAUAAACAAGUACCCCAGUUUUAAUCCAAUUCCUCAACGAAGACUCCUGUAGCAACCAUCGUGAUAUUGCCCUUUGUCUGAAAAGCCAUGUAUAUGUCAUACAAAAAAUCUUAACCUUCUCUGAAUAGUAGUCAUUGCCUCAUGAAUCAGCUAAGAUCCUUCCAUUUCCCGUUUUUUGACGUCUGUUGAUAAGUAACAUUUAAGACGCCUCUGCAAAUCCUGUGAAGACUGCAUACUUUUAUUUCUGCCUACCAGGGCUUCUAUAAACGCUUCUAACUUCAAAGGUGUAAUUAUACUACUUUUCAGUUUAUUCUUAUACUAAUUAAGAAGAUGCUGUUUAUUUUCGUUUUCAACAAAUUCCAUUAAUUUAUUUUGCAGAUUUCACUCGAAAAAUUGAAAUCUUAUUAAGAUUUCUUCUAGUGAGAGCUUAUACACGGAGUUAUUAAGUGUGUACUCGAAGCUUUAUUGAUUUCCUUGGUAUCCGAAUGUUUCAUUCUUUAAAGGGUUGUUUGAAGAAACUGUAUCGAUGUUGUUUCUAGUAAUUUUUUUUAAUUUGAAUUAGCUGUCUGAAUUAGAAGUACAUUUAUUAGAAUCGAAGCUUAGAUGUCAUGAAUUUUGUUACAAGAAA
Messenger RNA from Rhopilema esculentum, 1431 nucleotides. RefSeq names its product ubiquitin-conjugating enzyme E2-22 kDa. The record is from RefSeq and is a predicted model, not a curated record. Gene Ontology annotation, molecular function: protein binding. Lineage: Eukaryota; Metazoa; Cnidaria; Scyphozoa; Rhizostomeae; Rhizostomatidae.